Messenger RNA from Cadophora gregata, 1170 nucleotides. RefSeq lists its product as uncharacterized. The coding region runs from base 1 to 1170 and encodes 389 amino acids. NCBI's taxonomy places the organism in Eukaryota, Fungi, Ascomycota, Leotiomycetes, Helotiales, Ploettnerulaceae. The transcript is spliced from 3 exons. Gene Ontology annotation, molecular function: DNA-binding transcription factor activity, RNA polymerase II-specific; zinc ion binding. Gene Ontology annotation, biological process: regulation of DNA-templated transcription. The record is from RefSeq and is a predicted model, not a curated record.
AUGUCUAAUUCUGGUUUACCUUCCCCGCCAUUGGACGACAACAAAUCACACCUAUCAAGAAAGAUGUCGAAGCCUUCCAAGUCACUCAACAGAAGUUCGAAAAGGUCGACUUCAUCACACGAACAUAGUUCAGUUGUGUUAGAUGGACGACAUAAAAGAGUUUGGAAGGCAUGUGAAAGGUGUCGCAUGAAGAAGACCAAGUGUGAUGGAGAGUCACCAUGCAAAAGAUGUAAAGACGAUGGACUAGUAUGUACAGCUGGAAGCAGAAAGAAGACUGAAUUCAAGCAAUUACCUCGAGGGUACGCGGAAGUUUUGGAGAACACCCAAUACGCCCUGAUCGCAACAGUUCAAAAGCUUUACACAAUGAUCCGCAAUGGCGAGCAAUGGGAUCUAGGGGAACCUGAAUUGAAUGAUAGAGGGCAACCAGUUAUUCACGAUAUCGCCUCCAAGCUGGGUUGCAUACGCGCCUCACCAGACCUUCCAUACGCUUUCCCUGAAGGAGAACAAGACUUCGCUGAGUUACAAGCACAAUUACAAUCGGCGAGAUCAGAGAUGGCAUCGGAGGAUAAUGGAAGCCGCAAGCAUUCAGAAGAUUCAUCGUCAUACUCUCCCGGGCUCCAAAGAACAGACCGAGCAAGCAGCAGUGAAAGCGACCACUCAAAUUUGUCCAAAGACUACAAUCAAAUGAUGUGGGCGCAGAAACAAGCCGCUGCAAAGAUUGCGCCUCGGAAGCCUGCGCCGUUGAACAUUGCGCAAAGACCAUCAUUCGAGGAGGAGCCUAUGUACCAGAAUCGCCCUUCGUUGGAUACCACCAACUCAAUGCCUUCGCCCAUAUAUACCGACUACCAGACAGAAUCGCCCAUGUUCCGCAACGCCUCACCCUUCUCUCCGUGGGCAGGCACAGAUGAGUUUCUUGGACCGGCGCAUGCACUCGAUCUCACGGCACACUACAUGAGGCAACAAAUACAGAUCCCGAGAUCAUCGCCUCUAGCGAGACAAGGCGGAUUCGAUGCGGAUGCGCUCAAAGUAAUGCAGAUAAACGACGGAUUGAACUUUGCGGAUGGAACUAUCAGGCCAAACAUGCUUGAUUGCAAUACUGGAUACGACAUAGAUCAGAUGGACAGCAUCAUUUUCACUGGAGACUACGAGGCGCAGAUGGGUAUGGCGUAA